Molecule: messenger RNA, 1668 nt
Organism: Pogoniulus pusillus (Red-fronted tinkerbird)
Lineage: Eukaryota; Metazoa; Chordata; Aves; Piciformes; Lybiidae
Exons: 6
Coding region: 1-1668 (555 amino acids)
Source: RefSeq, a predicted model, not a curated record
AUGAGUAGAGGAGACAGGCAAUCCCCCGGCCCAAGCGCAGGUCGUGUGGAAGCAGGAUCAACUCCGCUCCCUCCGGGCAGGAAGGCUUCUUCGGCAGGCCCGGGAAAGGGCUCGCAGAGGAAGCCAAGACACGCCUCGCAAUUUUGUGCGCGGGUGGCCCGGCCACAGGGACCCUUCGCGACCCCGGAGUCCUCCUCCAUCGCUCUCCUGCCCUCUCCCCUUCCUCCACCUCGUUCCCGUCACCUCUAUUCCUACACCUUCAGCUCUCCCUUUGUCUCCGCACUGAGCCUAAUAUUUCCAAGCCUCCCUACUCCGGCUCUGAAGGCAACCUGGGUGACCGCAGGUCACCGCAGGGUGACUGGAGACUCCUUCGGCACCUACGACCCUCCCCCAACCUUCACACCCAGCCACACUGGGCAGCGUGCCUUGGCCACACCGACGACGCUGCCCCGACGGCUCCGGGUCCCUCUGGCCUCUAGGUCCCCACAGCCGACGACCGAGGAAGGGAGCCGCAUUUCACCAGCAGAGCAAGCAAAAAACUAUUGUCCCACCCUGCAGGGCUGGAAGGUUUCUCUGCUUUUAAUGCUUGGGGGAAAAGAAGAGAAGAGAAAAGAGGAGAAGACCGGAGGAGGGAGGACCUUCGCCAGAGGUUUCAUGUCUUUAUUUAAUAACACUUCAAAGUGGCUGUCCCAUUGCUGUCCCGAGGAGAGGAAGCGCCGCGCCAGAUGCACCGCCGGUGCCACUUCCUCGCAGAGCAGGAAACACGAGCAGGUUCCUCGCGUCCCUCGUCCGUGGCCCCGAGAGCUUUUCGGAGACGCCGGAGGGAGGACCCGGCGGGGCUGCGCGGCGGUAUCCGGCGCGGAGAGAGCUCUUCUAGGACUGCCCCACGCGCGGCAGCCAGCUGUGGCGUCCCGUAGGAGAAAGUACGCUCGACUGGUGUUAAAAAUAAAAGAACGGGCCUCUGAAGCAUGGAGAUGGGGGUGGGAAGUAACUCAAGCGCCAAUAAGUGACGGAGCGAGUGUUUUACACGCGCAGCACCACCGCUCCUCGCAGAGGGCUGGGGGCGGCCGUAGACUCGGCUGUGGGGAACCGGGAUGUCCUGCCCGGAGCAGGCAGACUGGCUGCCGCGGGACCGAGCCGCCCCGACACCGCCCAGUGGGGCUCCGCCGGCCGCAGGUGUCGUGGGGUUACACGCCGAGCCUCGGACGCGACCGGCUACACACAGACCUGGGGACCUGGGGGCAGCUGUUCGGCCCAGUCAGUCCUGAACAGCGAAGGAGCUCGACUAGGUCCGACCUGCCAGCCCAUAUCUGCCGCGGAGACCUCUGGGCGGACGAGGUCUGUGCGUGUGUGCGCGCCCGUGUGCGUGGGUACGGUCUGGAUUUCGAGAUAAAGCAGUCUGAGGAAAAGAAAAAAAAAAGGGGGGAAAAAAGCGCCCCCAGUUACCCCACUGUUCCCACAUUAGAUACACCUACGGCAGGCAAGAAGAGAUUGGAAAAUGCGGCUAUCUCGGGAAGGGAGGCAUUACAGAAGCGUCUUCCCCUCGUCCAUGCAGAGCACCCUGUCCGGGUGGGUGAGGAAGGCUCUUUCGAGGGUUCUCCUGCGGUGGUGGGCGAUGGCUCACUGCCUCGGCUGUCUGUUGCAUUUUUGCCCAUGUCCUCGGAAUGA